Molecule: messenger RNA, 2081 nt
Organism: Leptonychotes weddellii (Weddell seal)
Lineage: Eukaryota; Metazoa; Chordata; Mammalia; Carnivora; Phocidae
Gene: E2F4
Product: E2F transcription factor 4
Biological process (GO): regulation of transcription by RNA polymerase II
Cellular component (GO): RNA polymerase II transcription regulator complex
Molecular function (GO): protein dimerization activity; DNA-binding transcription factor activity, RNA polymerase II-specific; RNA polymerase II cis-regulatory region sequence-specific DNA binding
Source: RefSeq, a predicted model, not a curated record
GAAGUGGCGGCGGCGCCGGCCUGGCCUGGCCUGGCUGAGGGGAGGCGGCGGGCGGGAGCGAUGGCGGAGGCCGGGCCACAGGCGCCGCCGCCCCCGGGCACCCCAAGCCGGCACGAGAAGAGCUUGGGACUUCUCACCACCAAGUUCGUGUCGCUUCUGCAGGAGGCCAAGGACGGCGUGCUUGACCUCAAGCUGGCAGCUGACACCCUUGCUGUGCGUCAGAAGCGGCGGAUUUACGACAUUACCAACGUGCUGGAAGGUAUCGGGCUGAUCGAGAAAAAAUCCAAGAAUAGCAUCCAGUGGAAGGGUGUGGGGCCUGGCUGCAAUACCCGGGAGAUUGCGGACAAGCUGAUUGAGCUCAAGGCUGAGAUCGAGUUGCUGCAGCAGCGGGAGCAAGAACUGGACAAGCACAAGGUGUGGGUGCAGCAGAGCAUCCGGAAUGUCACAGAGGACGUGCAGAACAGCUGCUUGGCCUACGUGACUCAUGAGGACAUCUGCAGAUGCUUUGCUGGAGAUACCCUUCUGGCCAUCCGGGCCCCGUCGGGCACCAGCCUCGAGGUGCCCAUCCCAGAGGGCCUCAAUGGACAGAAGAAGUACCAGAUUCACCUGAAGAGUGUGAGUGGCCCCAUCGAGGUGCUGCUGGUGAACAAGGAGGCGUGGAGCUCCCCGCCUGUGGCAGUGCCUGUGCCGCCACCGGAAGAUCUGCUCCAGAGCCCUCCUGCCGUCUCUACCCCUCCGCCUCUGCCCAAGCCUACCCUGGCCCAGCCCCAGGACGCCUCACGCCCAAGCAGUCCCCAGCUGACCAGCCCCGCCCCUGUCCCUGGCAUCACCGAAGUCCAGGGGGUGCCCGGUCCAGCAGCUGAGAUCACAGUGAGCGGUGGCCCUGGACCGGACAGCAAGGACGGUGGGGAGCUCGGCUCCCUGCCCCCAGGCCUGGCAGCCCUGGACACCCGGCCGCUGCAGUCCUCCGCCCUGCUGGACGGCAGUAGCGGCCCAUCCGGACCCAACCCUUCUACCUCCUUUGAGCCCAUCAAGGCAGACCCUACAGGAGUUCUGGAACUCCCCAGAGAGCUGUCAGAAAUCUUUGAUCCCACACGAGAAUGCAUGAGCUCAGAGCUGCUGGAGGAGCUGAUGUCCUCAGAAGUGUUUGCCCCCCUCCUCCGCCUUUCUCCACCCCCUGGAGACCACGAUUACAUCUACAACCUGGACGAGAGUGAAGGUGUCUGUGACCUCUUCGAUGUGCCUGUUCUCAACCUCUGACUGACAGGGACAUUCCCUAUGUGGCUGGGACACAGACUGUGUGACCUGGGGGCUGCCUGAGGACCUCCCCCACUCUACCCCUACACAGCUUGAGAGCCACAGACUCCUGGCUUCCCCAGCCUUCCCUCACUGCAGUUCUGACCACGACUCCCACUCCUGCACGAGCACCUGUACCGUGCUAGGAAAGCAGGGGAAAGGGGCUCAGCCCCCUUCACCAUAGAGCCAGAGUGUUUGCCUCUCCUUUUCUGGGGCUUUCCCCCACCUCAUGCCCUCUUAGAGCCCAGGCUCGGCUGCCACUUAGUGACACAGAACUGAAGACCUGCCAUCAUCUGCAUAGGGCAGCUUGUCCAGCCCCACUGCCCUGUUGCAGCCAAUGCCUCCCACUCUGAGGAGGGAAGCCUAGGGUGGAGCCAGACACUUGCCAGCACCACCCCUAGUCUCCUUCACUUCUCCCCACCCCUGACCCUGCAGCUCUCCCUGGGCCUCUCCCCUGUACCCCCCAUCUGCUGGGCCCUUAGCCCAGAGUACCUAUAGGUGGGGUAGGGGGUGGGGUGGGGGGCUGCUAACAGGAAGGAACAGAGAGGUCUUUAGCUAGAAAUCUGGACGGGUGAGCCCCUGAGGAUUGGCCCAAUCUCCUGCUGCCCUGUAGCCCCCCCCUUGUUUAUUCAUUUGCCCUCAUUUAGAGCCAUUUGCAGAGAUUUAGAAAGAUUUGCAGUAACGAACGGAUUCCUAUAUAAAGAUUAUUUUUAUACUUUUUGCAGCAAAAGGAAAUUGUAAUAUUUGUACAGUAUCCAAGUGAAUAAAGACCAUGCCUAAGGCUA